AUGAGUAGGAAAAGUACUAAAAAGCUAAAAGUUUAUUACUUACCUGUAACGUUAACACAAUUUCAAAAGGAUUUAUCAGAAAUUUUAAUAUCUCUGCAUGCUGCCUCAUUUAGAGCAAGUAUAGUAGAUGAACCGCAGGCAAAUUCCUUGGAGAGACCUGAUUGUACACCUGCUAAUCAUGAAGCACAUUCAUAUCCAAAAUUAUCUCAGAGACAAUUGACCUACAUCUUUGAUUCGAAUAUAAGGGCCAUUGCCAAUCAUCCUUCCCUUCUAGUGGACCACUACAUGCCUCGGCAGCUUUUGAGGAUGGAACCCACAGAAAGCUCGAUCGCUGGCAGCCACAAGUUUCAAGUCCUCAAUCAAUUAAUUAAUUCGAUAUGCUUCAGAGACAGAGGAGACAAACCAAAUGAAGUUAUAAAAUGUGCCAUCAUUGCACACAGCAUAAAGGAAUUGGAUUUAUUAGAAGGUCUGGUAUUGGGGAAAAAGUUUAGAAUCAAGAGACUUUCCGGUACAUCUCUUUAUAACGAAAAGCACAAAUUCCCCAAUUUAACUACGGUCGAUGCCGCAAUAACCAAAGAUGGAACACCAAACUCUUUGAGCAGUACUAGCUCCAAUUCUAAUGCGACUUCGUAUACAGGCUAUUCUAAGGAUGACUAUGAUUACUCGGUGAAGAGAAACCUAAAGAAAAGAAAAGUUAAUACCGAUGAUUGGCUGUUUUUGGCAACUACGAAACAUCUCAGACAUGAUCAAUAUCUAUUGGCCAACUAUGAAAUAGAUUUGAUAAUCAGUUUUGACCCAAUGUUGGAAACUGCAUUGCCCGCUUUGCAACUAUUGAAAAAUAACACUAGUAAAAGUAUUCCAGUAAUCAAGCUAUUAGUUCAAAAUUCUCCAGACCACUACCUGUUAGAUUCGGAAAUCAAGAAUUCAAAUAUUAGUUCAGCCUGUAUUCACAAUAUUGAUCGUGUCGACAACAGCCAAGAAUAUGACGAGAUCAAAUCCUCUUUAUUAUAUUUUUUGCAUGCAAGGAAUGUUCAAGUAGAUAACUGCGACAUUGAUUAUGCUAAAUUGGUAAAAUGUUGUUUAGAGGGAAAAGAUUGCAAUGACUUCUUACCUGCUCUAGAUUUGAUCACAUUAGAUGAAAAUUUUAAAGAUUCGAAGGAUUCUGAAUUAUGGAAACCUCAAUUGACCAAGUUGCAAUAUUCCUCUACAAUUAUACCUCUAUGGGAUAGUCCGUUGGAUAUCAAAAGUUAUCAGACAGAAUUAAUGCAUAGAGCCGUCAUACGAUUGAGAGAUAUACAAGGUGAAUAUACAAAAGGCACUGCUCCACUGAAUGAGAAACGAUUGAAAGAAAAUCAACGACAAAACAAAUUGGAUGAUAUAAAAAACUCUGUCGGCCUUACCUUCAAGAAGAAACAGGAACUGGAAAAGUCUAUCAAUGAUUCGGAGAAAAGGUAUAGACAUGCCAUGGCAGAAUCUACUAAGCUAGAUAAUAAAAUAAAUGUCUUACUCCAAAAUAAGUCAGAGUUAGAAAACUUCACUAAAUUAUCUGCUCAUAGUACCUCAUCGGAAUAUCAUUUGGGAGAAGACUCUGCAAUAAAAGCCAAACUGAACGAAUACGCGGAUAAAAACAAAAUUCUUUCUGACAAGCUGAAAGAACUAGUAGAAACAAAUGCAGAAAAAUCAAAGCAUAAUGACGAACUGCGUUUGAAGUAUCAAGUAGAAUCUUCAAGAGCUGCAGAAUCAGCUCAAACCGUGAAGAAUAUGCAGGAAUCAAUGAAAUCUUUAGAAAAUAAAGUGAGUGGUCCAUUGACUAAAUUUUCUACAGAAAGUUUAAAGAAGGAAUUGGAAUGCUUACAAAACGAUUUUCAUUCGCUUAAAGUAAGAAACAAAUUUUUGAAGAAUUACAUAAAUUUAAUGAACCGACAGUACGACUUGAAAAACAAAAAUAACACUCAGGUCGAUAAAACUUCCACAUCUGGUACAAGGUUCAGGUCAACAAGGUCAAACACCCCCAAUUAUACAUGA
Messenger RNA from Saccharomyces mikatae IFO 1815, 2025 nucleotides. It is a transcript of the gene HDA2, whose product is annotated as Hda2p. Gene Ontology annotation, biological process: regulation of transcription by RNA polymerase II. The coding region runs from base 1 to 2025 and encodes 674 amino acids. The transcript has a single exon. Lineage: Eukaryota; Fungi; Ascomycota; Saccharomycetes; Saccharomycetales; Saccharomycetaceae. Gene Ontology annotation, cellular component: HDA1 complex. The record is from RefSeq and is a predicted model, not a curated record.